Camarhynchus parvulus is the source of this 3245-nucleotide messenger RNA. RefSeq names its product transmembrane protein 180-like. The record is from RefSeq and is a predicted model, not a curated record. The transcript has 8 exons. The coding region runs from base 867 to 2267 and encodes 466 amino acids. Lineage: Eukaryota; Metazoa; Chordata; Aves; Passeriformes; Thraupidae.
ACAAGAGGUGGGUCGGUGCCGCUGGAAGGGGCGGUGGUCGCCGGCGUUCAGGGGCGUUGAUGGCGGGGUGCGGCUGCUGAGGAAUGUCGGCUGCGGCUUGUGGCGGAGCAGAGCUGGCACAGGCCAGGGUGGGACAAUGCGACUUGGUGUAGGGAAUGCCGGGGCUCGUUGUUGCCCCGCGUUGGGAGCGCUGAGGGAAGAGCCUGUGAGGAGGGGCCCGGCCUGGCGUCCAGGUGCGGGCCGCCUCUCCGCCGGAGUGCGGGAGGGGAGGGCGGAACGGGGAGCUUGCAGUCCGCAAAGGGCUGGCUCCAUCCCCGCACCUCGCUCGAGCGGCCGCCGCUCGCUGUCCCCUCUUUACCGCACAAAGCCGACGGAGCCGUGUUUCCUGUCCAGGGACCUGCUGAGAAAAACGAGCGUAACUUCCCCAUUGUUAACAGACGAGCCCUUCCAAAGGUGCAGUCCCGCGAGCGCCCCGAGGCUGGCCGGAGCGCGGGCUCGGCGGAGCGGGCACCGGCCGGUGCCGCAGCCCGGCUGCCUCUGUGGGCACCCCCGAGCGCCUCCCCUCAGUGGUACCCCUCGGGACUAGCAGCGCGUUUAUUCUGGUUUCCGUCUGAAUGUGGUGCAGUCACGUCAGAAGGAUGAGGAAGAUUUUUGUGUCCAACCAGUCUGUCAGGGCUGUGAGCAUUGCACAGCGGUUUGGGACCCAGAACAGCAGAGCAGGAUGUCAGCUAGGGCGCCCCAGGCAACGUUUGCUAUUAUCUCUUGGAAUCCACUUUUCUUCUUUAGACUCUUGCUCUAAUUUCUUUUAGCAGUUGUCAUCCUGCUGUGGGAGAAACACAGGAAGAAGAGAGCUGUACUCUUGGAAGAUGAAGAUUCUUUGGGGAAUUCAUGCUAAUGCACUGGCAUAUUCUAUGACUACCUUAGGUGCUGGAAUGAUGAACAGCAUUUUUAAUUUCUACUACGUUAAGCUUUUCCUAAACCGAUACAAAAUUUCAGAAACAGGAUUUCAUGUAGCACAGGUUGUGUUUAUGAUCUGGAACGCCAUCAACGAUCCCCUUUUUGGGUACAUUCAGGACAACUCCCGGCUGAAGUGCUGUGCACGGCGCCAGUUCUCCAUCCUGUACGGCGCCCCCCUGUACGGCCUGGCCUUCCUGCUGCCCUGGUUCCCCUGGAGGCUCUAUGGGGAGGGUGACUGGCUCUGCAGCCUGCACCUCAUCGUGGCCCUGUGUGCCUUUGAUGGGCUGCUGACCUUUGUGCUGCUGGCACAGUGCGCGCUCUUCACCGAGAGCUGCCCCCGGCACGACAGCAGGCUCCGGCUCAUUGAGUACAACCAGGUGGCCACGCUGCUGGGCUCCACCAGCGUUCUCUUCUGUGGGCUCAUCUCUGAUAAUAUGGAAAACUUUGCUUAUUUCCAGGUUUUUGUUGUUUUAAUCGCAGCGCUAGCGACAGCUUGUAUGUGUUGCACAGGUAAAUACAGCACUAGUCAGUAUGAGCAGAGGGAAAUUCACACGGAGGAUGCUCAUCUGGAAAACGGUGAUGGAACUUUCUCCUUGGCCUCAGUAGUUUCAUUGACCAAACAGAUCAUGACAGAGAAGAACUUUCUGUGUUUUGUAACAAUGAACUUCUUCCAAGUCUUCCACCAAGCCUUCUACAACAAUUUUAUGAUGAUCUUCGCGGAUAAUCUUAUUCCUAAGGAUGUCCUUUCUUCCUCAGUAAGAAGUAUCAUGUAUGGAGCAGGUUUUAUUUGUCCUCAGUGCCUUGUUCUUCUUAGUCAUGCUUGGUUGAAGAAGUUUGGUUAUUACAGAAUCAUCUUAUUUUCCUUUUACUAUGAAGGAGUAGCUGCUGCUGUCAUGUGUCUUCUAGGGCAAGAACACUAUUAUCUGCUGGCAUUCUAUGUCACAACAAACAUGGUAAUUGUGCAAGCUUCAUUUAGCUUGUUCAAUUUGCCUUUGGCAGAUAUUGUUGAUGCAGAUUUAAUAAAGCACAAGAGGAGAUUACCACUUUCCUCUAUGGUUUUUGGUACCAAUGCUUUGUUUACCAAGCCUGCCCAAUCUUUGGCUCCAAUGGUUGUGGUUGCAAUACUGAAUCAUUAUGGAUAUUAUAAUCUGAAUAAUGUACCUGGUCGUCCUGAUAUAAGAUCAUUUUUAGAUCUCCAUGAUGCCAUGUUCUACCUGGUCUGUCUGGUUCCCCUCUGCAUUGCAGUCCUACAGAUCCUGACCUGGACUCCCUUUUCCAUCCAGAACAGCCACCUGGCAGCUCCACAGUAAAAAUGGAGCCAGUGGUCAGUGCUUCUCCUUCUUGUGCUGAACCACAAGAGAGUUCAGUAAGUUUUUCAUGUGAGAGAGCAAAAUUGCAAGAUGAAACAGUUUGAGCUGUUUCAUUCAGUCUCUACAGACUGUGACUCCCAUUCAGCCUUAAUGCUGAGCCUACACAAGUUUUUCCUAGUUCAGUUGCUUUCUCUUAAUGGGUUUUAUCCUUAAUUACUUUAUUUAAAGUAAUUUCUGAUAUAUAAUGAUUCCUCUUAACUCAUUUGAAGGAAGGAUGUGGCAGAUCAGGGAAAGGGAUCCCAGCCCAGCACCUAGAAUUCCAGGGAACUGUAUUUUCUGAAGCCUACUGGUGGAUUAAUUUUGCCAUACUGAUAAAAUGGCAGAUCUCUGAAGUUAAUCUGGAACAUCCCAGUGGACAUCCCUCAUGGAUGGCAGGGAGAUAAAUUUUAGAUGGUGUCUAGCUGGCCAGUAUCAAGACAGAUCUGACAGCAACCAUGGGAAGAGCCAAGAGUGGUUAACUACCCUGUGAAAGUCUGUGUAAGGCUGAAGGAGAAAAGGAUUCAGAUGCUGUUCAGUGUUUCUCAGUAUGGAAAGAAAAAGCUCAGUAAGUCCUCACUGGCUUUCAGAAUCUCUGGUUGGUGGAAGGUCAGUGCAGUUUUCUGGCUUUAAAUGGGAAAAUAAUUUUGAAGGUGUCCUAUAGUUAGUGCUUCAUACAAAAUGUCAUUGUGGCAAGGACAGCAUUAGUCUGUGGAUGUAGGGUUCAGCUCUUGGACAAAUGGAGGCACACACAGUUACUAAACCAAGCUCUCCCUGUUCACUGGUGUUAUGUUGGCUAACUCAUUUGGUGGGUGACUAUUUAAGUUAUUCUGAAUCACCAAGUUGAAGUUAGUUAAUUUCUGAUUAAUUCUUAUCAGUUAAGAUUUUAAAUGAAUCCUGUGAUUUUUAUAAAAUAAAGGGUUUUUGACCAAAAUUUAGAAA